GUCAGCGCUCGCGGGGAGGCAGGAUGGAGUCGUCGCGCCGCCGCCCUGGCCCCCGCGGGGACAGGAUUGAAGAUGUGGUGGGAGAGGCUGCUCCGUGUGAUGUGACCUGGUGACCCAGAGCUGACUAAGGACGUCCUAGUCUAUGAGCCUUUGAAGAUGAGACCAUGAAGCUCAGGCAGCUGAAACUGGAUAACCAGAGAGCGCUGCUGGAGAAGAAGCAGAGGAAAAAGCGCCUGGAGCCGCUCAUGGUGCAGCCGAACCUGGAGGCCCGGCCACGGCGGGCAAAGCCGAGGGGCUGUGAGGAGCUCGCUCUGCUGGUGGAACCUCAGGCCCCACAUGGCGGUGUCGUCCUGCAGGGCAUCGAUGGUCCUGCUGCCUUCCUGAAGCUGGAUGCUCAGGACGUGGACACCAGACUUCCUGUUCUCACGGUAGGCUCUUCUGCCGCAGAGGACACUGAAGGGAGCCCAGACGGGGAGAGCACGCGGGACCCCGCCCCCAAGCCGGAUCUGCAGGAGGUGCUCCGACAGCACGGGAUCUCAGGGAGUUUGAACUUUGACGAGGAGGAGACUGAUGGGGAGGAAGGAGAAGGGAACCAACUAAGGUCUCAGUCGCCAUGUUCAGAGGCGGAGAGGCCCGGUUCUGCAUCCAGCCAGAAGCCAGCCCCGGACACAGGGGCCUCCGGGAACGCAGCCCCACACUCUGACAUUCAGCUGGGAGAAAUAGAGGACUUGGAAGGCUUCGCGUACAGUCCCGCCCCGCGAGGUGUCACAGUGAAGUGUCGAAUAACCCGGGACAAGAAAGGGAUGGACCGGGGGCUCUUCCCCACCUACUACAUGCACUUGGAAAAGGAUGAGAAUCGCAAGAUAUUUCUUCUUGCAGGUAGAAAGCGGAAAAAGAGCAAGACAUCCAACUACCUCAUCUCCACGGACCCCACAGACCUGUCCCGAGACGGGGAGAGCUACAUUGGCAAGCUCAGGUCCAACCUCAUGGGGACUAAGUUCACCGUGUAUGACCAUGGUGUGAGCCCGGCCAAGGCCCAGGGCCUGGUGGAAAAGGCCUACAUGCGGCAGGAGCUGGCUGCCGUGUGCUACGAGACAAACGUACUUGGAUUUAAAGGCCCGAGGAAAAUGUCUGUGAUCAUCCCUGGGAUGAAUAUGAAUCAUGAACGGAUCCCUUUUCAGCCACGAAAUGACCACGAGAGCUUGCUUUCAAAAUGGCAGAACAAAGCCAUGGAGAACUUGAUCGAGCUGCACAACAAGUCCCCGGUCUGGAACGAUGACACUCAGUCCUACGUCCUGAACUUCUACGGCCGGGUCACUCAGGCGUCUGUGAAGAACUUCCAGAUCGUCCACGACAACGACCCUGACUACAUAGUCAUGCAGUUUGGACGCGUGGCCGACGACGUGUUCACGCUGGACUACAACUACCCACUCUGUGCACUCCAGGCCUUUGCCAUCGGGCUCUCCAGCUUCGACAGCAAGCUGGCCUGUGAGUGAGACCGAGCGGCCGGAGCAGAGUGCUGCCGCCCUGCUCUCGCCCCAGGACACCCGGAGCGACAGACUGCCCCUGUGGAGCGGUCCCUGGAAGUGUGUGUGUAGAUGUGUGUGGAUUCACAUACGUGUGCGCCCACAUGUAUGUUUGUACACCCCACCCCCUGGUAGCACAGCCCUGUUCAGGGAUCACGGCUUAACUCGGGUGAGAGGCUUUGCAGAGCACAGAGGUGGUCUGACAUCAUCGCCCAGCCGCCAGGGUCUCGUUCUUGGAAAUUCGUGUCCAGGAUCAGCUUAACUCCCCUUUCCUGCAGACCCUCUCAGAGGGGGGUAGUUCCCUCAGCGACCUUCAGUCUCCAGGUCUGCAGACUUUUUCUGAAAAUGGCCGGUUCAUCCAUGGAGAUGUGACCAUCCCCCACUUCCAGGGUCUCUGUACCGCCCUGGGCCUGGCGGUCUUCCAUAAUGAGCCUGUGGUCACGAGAGCACCUGGGGGGACGACUGCCUCCAGGAGUGCAGGUUGGAGCUGAGGCCUUGUCCGUUGGCCUUGUCCGCUGUGACGUAGCCUUUCCCAUGUCCUGCCCACAGUGGUUCCCAGAGUAUCGUUUACCAUCAUGGUCAUUCCAAGUCCACCCAACACCUGCCUCACCCAUGGAGGAGGGGCCCCGGGAGAAGUGCUCGCCCCCUGCUGUCUUUGUCAGGGGGCAGGGGUGGGCUGGGGGAGUGUGGCGCCCAUUCCCCAAAGCAGCCGCUCCACUCGGGGGCUCAGGAGUCACCUGAUCACAGUCCCCUCUUCCCUCAAGGCUGGCUGACUGGCCCCUGUCUCAGUCAGGGUGGCUGUGGCCCGAUUUGUGAUCAGUGAUGUGAGAAAUUUACAAAUUGUCUUGAUCAUGGUUUAGGCUGGAAGCGUGGACUUUAGAGGGGACCUGACCUGGUCAGGUCAUGACUGAGAGGCUUUGACGUGGCCUUCACCAUUCUCAGCCCGAGCACCUCCCUCGAUGGGUUACCGUGGAGCCGUUAGUGCAGACACACCUGCUGCCCCGUGGGAGGGAGAGAACUGUGUGUGUGUGGAAACCUGCCACUAUCACGGUCCAGGGCGAGGACGCUCGGGCCUCUCUUCUCAACGCAAGUGUCGGCAGCCCCAAGGCCUGGCUCCCCCAGCCAGGUCACGUCCAUCGCUUCUGCUCGCAGAUUGUAAGAGUUCUGCUACGUUGUUCAGAGUAUUAGCCUCUCCCAACAAAUUGCAUGGCUCUGCUGCCGGUUUACAGCCUGCUCUGGCACCCGCCUCCUGCGUCUCAGGAGCCCAUGAGCUCCGCGCUGGCGUCGGUCACCCCCAGGCCUGUCCGCCAGCCUGGUGCUGGGCGGCGGCGGCUGUUGCUCCUUCUCAUUCCUUCCGUGGACGUCCUUUCUGUCCCUGCUUCCUGUCCCUGCUCCACACCGAACAGCAGUGGAAGGAAAGAGACUGGGGGUGAGCCGACCCAUGGCUCACCCCACCUGCACGUCCACUGCUCUGUCCUCACCUGGCGGUCAUCUCAGGCUGCGUCCCUCAAGUGCCUCGGUCCUCAGGUGCCCUCUCCCCGCUGGCCUCUCCUGAGGCUGCUCCCUUGCCUCCAGCGGGGGAUAUGAAGUGUCUAGGGAGGGGCCUGGGGGCGGCUGCUCUGACCUGCUUCCUGCCCUCACUCUGGCGCAGACACCCCGGCCUCCUGUCCUUCCUGCUCAAGUGUGCAGGUGAUCAGUUUUACAUAUUUAUACUUUUUGUACGCUACAGAAAUAAAAAGUGAUUUCUAUAAAAA
Messenger RNA from Cervus elaphus (red deer), 3280 nucleotides. RefSeq names its product TUB like protein 3 (gene TULP3). Gene Ontology annotation, biological process: protein localization to cilium. Lineage: Eukaryota; Metazoa; Chordata; Mammalia; Artiodactyla; Cervidae. The transcript is spliced from 12 exons. Bases 165 to 1496 code for a protein of 443 amino acids. Gene Ontology annotation, cellular component: cilium. The record is from RefSeq and is a predicted model, not a curated record.